Molecule: messenger RNA, 213 nt
Organism: Verticillium dahliae VdLs.17
Lineage: Eukaryota; Fungi; Ascomycota; Sordariomycetes; Glomerellales; Plectosphaerellaceae
Exons: 2
Coding region: 1-213 (70 amino acids)
Source: RefSeq, a predicted model, not a curated record
AUGGCAAACCGACAGCCUUACAAGACGACGUUUAAUGCUGACAAGGUCAUUCGGCCUAUUUUCACUGGCGGCUCAGUUGCAUUGGACAAUGGCGCCCGAGUGCUAGCCACAGCUCUGGGCGAGGAUGCAGUCCUAACUGACCCCUCCAACGGCAGGCAUCUUGCACAGAUUGAAGGAGAUGGCGAGCAAAUAUCGACAUUGACCUGCAUGUAA